AUGCAAGAGUUAUUAUUGGAGCACGUACGUCUUGCAGAGAAGCCUCUAAAAGAGCUUCCACGGGGACAGAAAACAAGAUGUUUGAAGGAUUUAUCUGAGCGUACGUGUCCCGAUUCGUUCUCGAAUCGGUUGACAAGUUCCACGGGGAAUGUGAAAAGUGCGCGACGCCUGUGUGUCACGUACGGUGUGUCGCUGGCCCUCGGGUUGGAGGCAGGCGGUUGGGGCGCCCUGGUGGAACGCACGAGCGGCGGAAGCGGCGGUUCCCUGCUAGGUCACGGCGGUUUCGCCGGUCUGGCGGGAUUGGCGCGUCGUUGCGGCGUCUGUCUGGCUACGUUCCCUUCCGCCUGGUUGCUGGAACGGCACGCGUUGCUGCAGCACGCCGGCCAAGCCAGCGAUGACAAACCGUUCACCUGCGAGCAAUGCGGCCAACGCUACCGUUACCGCUCCGCUUACGUGAAACACCGGGAGCAGAACCAUCGGGCCCGCUUGCCGGCCGACAAGCUGUUCACCUGCGACGUCUGCGGCAUGCAGUUCAGAUACCUCAAGUCCUUCAAGAAGCACCGGCUGAACCACGCGUUGGAACGACUGCAACGUGCCCCGGAGCCGCAGAGCAGCGGCGGCGCCAUGUCCGUGUCCGCGGCCGCGGAGAGGAGCGACCAGGUGUCCAGCACCGGGGAACCGUCGCAGGUGGAGACGGGUAGCGACACGACCACCAACCCCGGCGAGGAGGAGGAGACGCGCGGCACGUUCGCUCGCGAGAACGCCCGCGAGGAGAGCGUCUCGGAGACGGCCAGCGUGCAGGAGAACCCCGGCGAGGCGGUCGAGGUUCAGAUGACCGAGGCGAGCGCUGGUACCACGACCGGGAACAGCGGGUCGGCCGGCGGUACUAGCGAGGUGGGCGAACCGGACGACAACGCGGUGGACGACGAUCGUUCGGAGCACACGGACCCGGUGAUCAGCCUGGCGCGCAGCAGCCACGAGGUGGACAGGCGCGAGCGUCGCUUCGCUUGCCCCUUCUGCGGUAAGUGCGUCCGUUCGAAGGAGAACCUGAAGCUCCACGUGCGUAAGCACACCGGCGAACGGCCGUUCGUCUGCCUGUUCUGCGGCCGCGCGUUCGGCGGCAAGAGCGACCUCACCAGGCACCUUCGCAUCCAUACCGGCGAGAGGCCAUACCACUGCGAGAUGUGCGGCAAAUGCUUCGCCAGGGCGGACUACCUGUCCAAGCAUCUCACCACGCACAUACACCAACGCUAA
Messenger RNA from Heterotrigona itama, 1254 nucleotides. NCBI's taxonomy places the organism in Eukaryota, Metazoa, Arthropoda, Insecta, Hymenoptera, Apidae. The record is from the annotation of a GenBank genome assembly.